Messenger RNA from Fomitopsis serialis, 1554 nucleotides. RefSeq lists its product as uncharacterized. The record is from RefSeq and is a predicted model, not a curated record. NCBI's taxonomy places the organism in Eukaryota, Fungi, Basidiomycota, Agaricomycetes, Polyporales, Fomitopsidaceae. The transcript is spliced from 8 exons. The coding region runs from base 1 to 1554 and encodes 517 amino acids.
AUGGAGGAUCCAUACCAUAAGGGUGCCCAUCAUCUCCGGUACUUGAGAGUGCAUCUCAACGGCGGCGGACAAGACACAAUUAAGACUUUGAAAGCGGUGGACAAACGGAAGACGCAGAAGAAACCUGUCGCACGGUCCAUGAUAAGGAGCCUGCGGCCUCAUACCACCUCUGCAAAUGUACCUUCUCCGUCAACGUCGUAUCAAAGCACGAAGGGCACAGGGAAUUCUAUACCGAAGCAAGACGAGGCUGGAAACCAGAAGGACGGACAGAACGGGGGCCAUGCUGAGCAUCGCCCUACGGAUCCUUGGUCCAAACUAGCUGAGACUGUGUGGCAUCGAACGAGGGCCGACAUCGAGAGAUGGUGGAGUGAACUCAAUUCUCUGCUUACCUUCGCUGGUCUAUUUUCUGCCGUCGUAACCGCCUUCGCAGUUCUAGGCUACAGCAUCCUGACCGCUCAGAUCGCCUCUCCCACUGAUCCGGAUCUCUUGCACCGCUACGUUCCGGCGCUUUGGUUCGCAGCACUCGUCUGCGCGCUCGCAGCAGCGUCGGUCGCCAUAUCGGUCGGCCAGUGGCUGAAUUACCUCUUGACGCCGGCAGGCCUUGUCGAGUUCGGGCCACGGCAGAAGUUGCGAAUUUGGAACUUGCGGCGCAUAGCCUUCGAUCGUUGGCAAAUGGAUUUUUUAGUCGGCAUCGCACCUGUGUUGCUACAAAUCGCGCUGACACUCUUCCUCGUGGGUCUGGUUGGCUUCCUGUGGACUGUGAGCGUCGCUGUUGCGAUGCCUACCCUCAUCCUUGUCGCCUUCGUUCUCUUCUUCCAGUUCAUAACCGUGGUCGCACCUGCCAUGGUUGCCUACAGCCCUUUCCAGUCUCCACAGGCCAGAUUACUCCGAUGGAUGUGGGUAACUUCCGGAUUCACUAUCUGCUGGGCAGCCUACAAGGCCACACAUUGGCCGUCCGGAUGCGUGCAGUGCAAGAUGAUCACGCGUCGACUGCAGGCCGCUCACGCGUCACUGGAGCGAGUUAUGCAUCGUCUAGCAGAACUCCGCCUGCACUGCAGCUGGGUGAAGAACGAGAAGCUCUACCUGCAAGAUGAUGCAAACAGCACCGAAAUUGAUACAACUCUCUUCGCAUCCACAUUUACAGCUGCCGUUACCAAGGACGACGAGUCAACGCUCCACUACAUUCAACAAUGCUUGAACGACAUGCCUAUAGAUCUGGCGCGCAGCAACGCGACCGCUCUUGUAGAUGCAUGCGACCAAGCUCGAUUGGACAAUGCUAUUCGAGCCGGGGUCGAUCACGGAGACCAUUUCAGCUCCUGGUCGUAUGAUUCUCUGGACAAGCAUGUGAUCACCAUGAUGGGACAUGUGGUCGUGGACGUUAUGACACGUCUGAUCCACAGCCAACUGCCGAAACACAUGAACUCUUCACAUGCUGUCAAGGAGCUGGACGAAAUGUGUGUCGACAUGCAAUAUGUGCUGCAAUUCCUUGAUGCGGAGGACAUCAAGGAUCGCCUUUGCAUUGACAUCGAGCAUCAGAUAUGGCAGACGUCAUGA